Molecule: messenger RNA, 1093 nt
Organism: Neodiprion virginianus
Lineage: Eukaryota; Metazoa; Arthropoda; Insecta; Hymenoptera; Diprionidae
Exons: 4
Coding region: 399-1046 (215 amino acids)
Source: RefSeq, a predicted model, not a curated record
GAACAGCAGGCUUUAAAUUACAAGAUUGUACUAGUCUUGCAGCCAUUUCCAAUUUGAGUAAAGACUGGAGACACGUGUUGAAUAUUAAUAUUAGUCUAAUUUUGAGAGUUCAUCUUGAUAAUUGUAUUUAUAUUCAAUACUAGGUCAUGCAGGGAUCUGGAAUCUUUAAGAAUAUUGGUAUACUUUACAGUGUGCUGACAAUUUGAGCGGACUAUAAAGAAUAACAAAUAAUAUGCAGCUUUCUCAGUUUGAUAUUGUCAAACACUUCUACAACAGGAUUUUAGUCCGUAACAUAAAGAAAAAGCUGGAUUUCACCGGUACUGUAUAAAGCAAUCGAUAUACCUAUGUGACUAAACUACGAAUGAAUAAUAAAGGCACUGGACUUGCAUACACAUCAGAUGACAGUGAAUGAUGAACAGAGUCAACGAGUCAGUGCAGAAUUAACCGGCAGAAUGAACGGACUCAAACACGUGUGUAUGCUGAUUUUGAGCAUAAACGUGUCGACAACUAUUUCUCAAUACGUAGAUGAUUCAGAUUACGAGGACUAUGGUGUGUACGAUGAAUUUCUAUCGAAUGAUAUCAGACCUAUGCAACAACCUAAAAAACAAGUAGAUACUACCCAAGAUGAUUUUUACAUAAUAAAUGAUUAUGAGGAGGCAAUAUCUAAAAAUGAUAUAAAUAAAAAUUAUAUACAUGCUGCGAACGAGGAAAUAGCUUUGGAUCUAGAGAAAGACGAAGGAUCCAUACAAGUGAUUAAACCGCCUUAUCAACAUCUCAAAUGGUUACAAUCACCAGAAAGAGUGUAUCAAUAUACAAAACAUAGAAUACCUGGUUACGAUUAUCAUGAGUUAGAUUUCAUGGGACAUAAAAAACUAAAUAAGUGUGAUGCGAGAUCUGUUUGGUCUCACUGCGUUUGUCAAUUCACAUGCUCUAACCCGAAUGAAGUUGAUUGUUACAUGCCAUGUAUAAGUGGAUGCGAGUGUAAAGAAGCAUAUGUAUUUGACGAAAACUCACAACUAUGUGUACCACUAGAAAUGUGUCAAUAGCAAGAAAAUAUAAACAUUUAUGAAAAAUAAAACUGCUGAGUCAAAAA